AUGUUGUCGUGUUGUGGCGAUCGUUCCGACUAUUUGGGUGUUCUCGUGAUGGAGAUUGCCAAACUCAUGGAGGAACGGGCCUACAGGCGCUACAUGCUACCCUGUUUGUCGGCAAGGCAGCGGGCGCAUCUUUGGGCGUUGCGGAGUCAGGCGCUAUUUGGCGAUGCACCCAGUGACAGCGAAUGUCCGGGUCCUAAUGGACCGGAAAAAAAUGGUGAAACAACGCAACAGCAAAUAAACUCUACGAAUGUGAAGCAGGUUGGAAAAACGGCAAUGCCCCAUCGGCCACCACAUUGGUAUCAAUUCACAAUGCGUUUUUAUUACUCAGCGUGGGUUGCGCUGCGGGGGACGAUGACGCCGCAGCUUGCCGGUGAGGCUCUGUGUACCGAGUUUUUUUAUCUACUCAAGGUGCAUAACGUCCCUGCCAUGCUGCCUCUCAUGGAAGCCGUCCUCAACGCGGCCCGCGCAAAGGCAAUGACAUUCAAUUUUACAGAGAAGAAGCAACGUAGUUUUGGAGGUGGUAGCACUCACAACCCCGUAAGGGCGAGUGACGGCUUCUACGUUCGUGGAUUCCACGGGGACCCUAUAGUGAUUGCAUUUCUCUGGCUCUGCCGGGCUCAAUCGAUCCCGUGUGAAGUAGAAUUUGAGCCGUUAUCGUCAAAGCUGCCGCACGGCGACGAAGAUUUGUUUCUCGUCAAGUCUUUGGCCCAAAAUGUGGUGCUGACUGAACCUUUGGCAGCAUUUGUUCUCUGCGUUGAGCUAUAUCUGCCCCAAAUUGGGCAUUGGCUGGGGGAACGUGCUCCCUGUGCUGCGUCUUCACCCCACACAACGCGUGCGCUGCAGAAAAGUGCCUGGAUAGAGUACAUGCAUCACAUUUUGGUGGAUCUUCGAGCCCCACUUCUGCAUUUUAUGCGGGAAGUGGCUCAACAAGAGAAGCAGCAUGGAACACCGCGAGGACCUCCGUCCUCAAGGGUCCGUUUAAGUGACCAAGCGAAUACAUCAGGCGGUGCUCCAUCUGGAGUGUUGCAACGGCGUCGAGAGCUGUCUAAAGCCGCUAUGAAGUUACUUGCACGUUAUGAACGGUUUGCCCAGCACUACUGUGCAGCCCAUCCGCAGAAGAUAGUGUCCGUGGCAGAGUUGUGCGUUGCUGCCUACAGUUUUGUUAUUUGUACAAGUCCGCUUUGUAACGAAUUUUUUACUUUACUGGAGGCGGUGCCAUCGGCUCUGGGACAGACUGGAGUGCACGCAGCACUACCCCAUAGUUACCGCCUUUCGCUUUAUGGGGACGGCGAAUCGAAGAAAUCGCUAGCUGUAUCUUCGCAGGAUACGAUGGCGUUGCUUGGUGGUGUCCCGAAACCCUACCGGGACCUCGCGACGCGCAUCUUGCACGGUGCCGUCUCCGUGCACUCCCCUUCUGUUACGGUUCGCAUUGGUGGCGAUGACGAAAGAAACAAAAAUAGUCAUUUAGGAAUUAAAAAAUCGGCAUUUUCGAGUGAUUGGCUUCUUCGCCUCGAUUCAGCCUGGGAUGGACUUGUACCCGGUGCGAAUGAAGCCGCUAUGCUUGUUAUUGAUCGAUUGAUUAAAGUCACAUGCGCCCCGUUUCGGCAAAGUCUUGAGGAGAUACUUUCGCAGGCAUGGAGUACUGCCAAUGAACAGUGCAUAGGUUUCCCGUUCCUCGUACUGGAUAAAGAACAUCAAAAUUUUGUCACGACACCUACCGCCCAUCCUGUCUCCAUGGCACCUCAUGAGGCCCCGUGGAGGGAGGGGAGGGCCGCGGAUGUUGUACGAGGGUACUGGCUAAAGUUGCGCGCUGCAUUUGAUUCAUCUCAGUCAUCCUCUGAACGCAGAAAUUACAGGAGCUCUGCAGCGAAGCUAUAA
Messenger RNA from Trypanosoma rangeli, 1878 nucleotides. RefSeq lists its product as uncharacterized. Bases 1 to 1878 code for a protein of 625 amino acids. The transcript has a single exon. The record is from RefSeq and is a predicted model, not a curated record. Lineage: Eukaryota; Euglenozoa; Kinetoplastea; Trypanosomatida; Trypanosomatidae.